AUGGCUACAAAUUCUGAGAACAGUAGAAGAAUUACCAGAGCUUCCGGGAUUCAUCCUCGCAUGAUUUUCGUAGCCAGGACCACCCUACCACACGACAAAGAGGCAAAUCAGCGUCCAUAUCUUGCUAUCAAGAAGAUACAUAACCAAAUUAUAGCACUGCCCUUGACCUCGCUGGAAAAGAAGAUCACCGAGAAUGAGACUUACAAAGAGAUCUGUAUCCGCCACAAACGUAGUGAAUGGGAUUACUUUGCUAUAGCUCCCAACACAAACAUCUACAAUGAUAGUAUCUCGCAACCUGCAUUCAGCUCCGAAAUACACACCUAUAGCAAGGGCUGGAUCGACCUCAUUACCCCCAUGACUAUUGGAACAAAAAACAUCGUUACCGCAAAGCGUGUCGACGAGAUAUCACAGGUCGACCUAGAGAAAAUCAUAGCUGCCCAUGUAGCUCGGAUGGGGUUUCAACAAAUUGGUGGUGGUGGGUGUUUGGGUAUCGGUGCUCGAGCUUCGAAUUCGGUGCUGGCUCAGGGUUUUCAAAAAAUCCUGAAUAUAACGAAAGCCCUUCUACAUGCCAGUGAGAAUAAGGAGGCAACACAGGGAGAAAAUGAGAGGAGGUAUGCGGAAGUGAUCGGUAUAUGCAAUGAUUUGAUUGUAACAUAUCCACCCUCACCCCCACACGAAGCGAUAAAUCCAUUAGAUAUACCUAGCGAAAUUGAUCUUCAUGAUCAGCUCCCUACUAGGAUAGGCUUGAAAAGACGGCGAAGAAGGAAUACAAAGUCGAAUGGGACCUGUAACGAUGGUCAAUCGGAAACUCGCAGAACCGACGACCCAAAUGGCGGAGGCGGGCCAAGUGGAGGCGGGCCAAGUGGAAGGGGACCAAACGGAGGCGGGCAUGUUACCUCCCAUACUGAGAACAAACCUCGGGUGGGAAAGAGCAUAGGCGGUGAAAGCAAAACUUCAGCAAAGAAUGCAAGCCCUGUACACUGUGCAAACCGAAAUCUCGCAAGUGAAUGGACCGACGCGGAUUGGCAGCUUAUAGAAUACGAAUACGAAGACGAAGACGAAGACGACGAGACUUCUACUGAGGAAAUAUCGGAGGAGCCUUGGCAGCUGUUAGAUUAUGAACUCUCAUAUUGCGACUCCGAGUCAGACUCGUAUAUUUCUUCGUCUGAGCUUGAUGGUCCGGAUGUUGAGAGUUGGAGGGAGUCCUUGCCUGAUCCAGCCCAAACGUCAUCUACAGAGGCCGCUGUUACGGUACAGAAUAAUCGAAUGCUCAUGAUUAUGCGAUAUCUUGAUGCACUGAGGACAUAUAGGAGGGGCGAAGAAGGAAUGCUUGAUUCCAGGGCCCAAGGCUCUCCAGAUAAGUCUCUUUUGUCUUCAAGCGAAAUGCUUAAACCUGGGUGCAUUAUAAGUCCGCCAGAAACCAAUAGUUCAGACAAAUCAUUCACCAGUACAGAAUUAUUAAGUUCUGAGAAAAGCUUGCUUUCGAACACAAUGGGGAAAAGGCCACAAAAAACAGCUACCACCAUAAACGCUACCUGUCCCAAAUGUAAGAAAACUAUCACCACCGGAACUCACGGCAGUAAAUUCUCCGUUGAAGCUUUCUGCGAGAAAUGCAAUAAUAGUGUCAAUGUAAGCCUACUUCAUACUCCCUUACCAUUACCGCACCAACACCAAAGCUUCAAUGAACAGGAGGACGGAAAUGUGAAUGUGCAAGACAAGUAUCGAAUCGGGCGGGCCUUUGGAGAAGGCUUCGACAAGUUAAUCUUGAAGAAGUCUCCUCAAGCCGUAUUAACGAACAACUGGUACUCGGGUCUAGUAAAACGAGUGUUGAUGCAAGCGAAUCUCAAAGAACGGAAUGUGCUUGCGGAAUCAUGCUCAAAAAGUUCCGCUUUUAGGUUUGUGUUAAAAGAAGAACACACCGACGAGCAAGAACGCGAUAAGAUUGGGAACCGCGCAAUAGUCGAUGGUUGUCAGUCGGUGCUUGAGGGGGAACAUGAUGAGGAUAUUCUUUGCUUUCUGGAUGAAGCAGGCUAUGUGGAUUUGGGUAGAGAUGAAUACCUGCCGGCAAACUCGGACGUACUCAUUAAUCUGCUUAGAAGCUAUCCGCUAACAGAUGGCGACCCUGAUAUUCAAGCUCUUGCUAGACUUUCCCUUACAAAUGAUAGCGACCUGUUGCUGGAACGGAUAAAUUUCGCGCUUCCAAGGACUCGUGAUGAUUGGCUAGCAACAGACAACGUCUGGAAUCAGGAAGUAGUACAGUCUACAUCAGAACAACGUCUUCUUCUUCAGCAAGAUGGAAUGAUUAAGUGGAUACGUUUCUUGAUGUCGACCCUUGGACUAGGAGAAGCCCAUACUAGAGAGUUCAUGGAAGAGGAAGGAUCUUCAAAGAUUGAAAAAGACUUGUUAUGUCUUCUUGAUAGCUUAGGAGCGAAUUUUGAGUUAGCUGUUGAGAGCGGAAGUGGGAAAAGGGAUGGACAAGGGUAA
This is a messenger RNA of Morchella sextelata, 2484 nucleotides long. RefSeq lists its product as uncharacterized. NCBI's taxonomy places the organism in Eukaryota, Fungi, Ascomycota, Pezizomycetes, Pezizales, Morchellaceae. The transcript has 6 exons. The record is from RefSeq and is a predicted model, not a curated record. The coding region runs from base 1 to 2484 and encodes 827 amino acids.